Capsicum annuum is the source of this 4557-nucleotide messenger RNA. Its product is annotated as transcriptional corepressor SEUSS. Lineage: Eukaryota; Viridiplantae; Streptophyta; Magnoliopsida; Solanales; Solanaceae. The transcript has 10 exons. The coding region runs from base 653 to 3400 and encodes 915 amino acids. The record is from RefSeq and is a predicted model, not a curated record. Gene Ontology annotation, cellular component: transcription regulator complex; nucleus. Gene Ontology annotation, biological process: positive regulation of transcription by RNA polymerase II; negative regulation of transcription by RNA polymerase II.
CCCCCUCGAAAUACCCAUCAUUCGUCCACAUACCCCAACCCCCUUUCGAACCCCCCACAAGCUAGAAAAGAGAAAAAAGAAGAUUUUGACUUGGUUUUGAUUGUGAGAGAAAUAGAAAGAGAAGAAAAUUGGUAAAGAAGAAAAGAAAGAAUGAAGAAAAUUCAAUCCAAUUGAAUCCCCAUUUUGACGUCCGGAAAACACACACAAAACCACACAAGCUCUCUCUCUCUUACUCUCUCUUCAACUUUCUCUCUCUAAAAAAAUACAGCUAAGAAAGAAGCUGAAUCUAUUUACUGAAAAAAGCACAGUGAACUUCACAAAAACUCAAAAACCUAUAUACGUAUACACAAGUGGAUGAUGCGAAAAAACUGGCAAAAGACGGUUAUUGGAGCGGAGAGAAGUGUGGUUUAGUUGUUUCAGAGUGAAGUUUGCAUCUUUUGGGUCAAAAGUGGAGACUUGCUAAUCUCUACUUCAGAUCCACAUAGUAAUUACUUGCUUAAUUGAAUGUCAAUUUAUUAGUUUUACGUGGUUCUCGGCCUAGUUUUUUCGUUAGAGGAAUUGGAGUUUCUUGAGUUUAGUGUGGGUUUUAUGCUAUUUUAGUAAGUUUCUAUAUUUGCUCAAGUGUUUGUAGAUUGUGUACUUCUUGGGUGAAAUGGUUCCAACAGGGCCUCCUAAUCAACUUGGAGGUUCCCAGUCAGUACAGUCUUCAUUACUGCGAUCAAAUUCUGGUGUAAUGGGUGGUCAAGGUGGUUCAAUGCCAUCGCCGGGUGGUUUCGCUAAUAUGGUUUCUCCUCGGACGAUGUUUGGUAACAUGAAUAUGCUAGGGAAUGCUCCCAAUGUUUCACAUCAAUCCUUUGCAAAUGGAGGUCCUAAUGCAGGAUUGGCUGGACCAGGAAGUUCUCAGCGUGGUCCUGUUGAUAAUGGGGCUGAGACUGAUCCACUUUCUAGUGUAGGAAAUGGGAUGGGAUUUAGUGCUCCUUCAACGUCAUUUAUGUCAUCAGCCAUGGCGACAAACCCAAAUAGCAAUCAAGUUCAAGGACAACAGUUUCCUAACCCCAAUCCCUCAGGGAACCACAUAUUGACUGACCAACACCAACAACGAUCCCAACAGCUUGAUUCACAGAAUUUUCAACAUAAUCAACAGUUGCAGCAGUUUUCUUCUCCUACCAAUUCCCUAACACAGCAACAGCAGCAUCAAUUUCAAUCCAUGCGUGGUGGAUUAGGAGGUGUUGCACCCAUCAAAAUGGAGUCACAGGUAGGUAAUGAUCAAACACCGCAACAGUUGCAAGCUCUGCGAAACGUGGCACCUGUAAAAAUGGAACCACAACAGAUUCAAAGUAUGAGAGGUCUUGCACCUGUCAAAGUAGAACAACAACAAUCAGACCCAUCUUUAUUUCUACAUCAGCAACAGCAACAGCAACAGCAGCAGCAGCAGCAACAUCAGUUCCUUCAGAUGUCCAGGCAGUCCCCUCAAGCUGCUGCUGCUGCUGCACAGCUUUUGCAUCAGCAGAGGCUAAUGCAAUUCCAGCAUCAUCAGCAACUCUUGAAGACUAUCCCUCAACAAAGAAACCCACUACAACAACAAUUUCAACAGCAGAAUCUUGCUAUAAGACCACCUGUAAAACCAGCAUAUGAGCCUGGGAUGUGUGCCCGUCGGCUGACUCAUUAUAUGUAUCAGCAACAACAUAGACCUGAAGACAACAACAUUGAGUUCUGGAGAAAAUUUGUUGCCGAGUAUUUUGCUCCCAAUGCCAAGAAAAAAUGGUGCGUCUCCAUGUAUGGAAGUGGUCGGCAGACUACUGGAGUUUUUCCUCAGGACGUGUGGCACUGCGAAAUAUGCAGCCGCAAGCCAGGGCGUGGGUUUGAAGCGACUGCCGAGGUCUUGCCCAGGCUUUUCAAGAUAAAGUAUGAAAGUGGCACUUUGGAAGAACUUCUCUAUGUUGAUAUGCCCCGUGAAUAUCCGAAUUCAUCUGGACAAAUAGUUCUAGAUUAUGCAAAAGCGAUUCAGGAGAGUGUAUUUGAGCAACUUCGUGUUGUCCGUGAUGGUCAGCUUCGCCUAGUGUUUUCACAACCUGAUUUGAAGAUCGUUUCUUGGGAAUUUUGUGCUCGACGUCACGAGGAGCUUAUACCUAGAAGAUUGUUGAUACAUCAGGUUAGUCAACUUGGUGCUGCUGCUCAAAAGUACCAGGCCGCCACCCAAAAUGCAUCAGCUAGUGCGUCUGUUCCUGAGUUGCAGAAUAAUUGCAAUAUGUUUGUUGCUUCAGCUCGUCAGUUAGCAAAAGCUUUGGAAGUUCCGUUGGUAAAUGAUUUAGGAUAUACAAAGAGAUAUGUGAGAUGCCUACAGAUAUCUGAAGUGGUUAAUAGCAUGAAAGAUUUGAUCGACCAUAGCAGGGAGACAGGGAACGGACCCAUGGAGAGCUUGGCCAAGUUUCCUCGUAGGAACAGCAGCUCAGCUGGAGUGCAAGGUCCAAUUCAAUCAUCCGAGGAUCAGACUCAGCAGCCCCAACAGCAACAGCAGCAGCAGCAACAACAUACACAGCAAACAGUGAGUAGCUCGAACCAUGAGACAACUGCCCAGUCUGGUGUAACGCCACUACCUUUGAGCAAUGGUAUGUUGAAUGUAAACAACUCUUUGAACCAAGUAGCUGCUACUUCAUCUAGUGGUACUGUUGCUGGAUUGCUGCACCAAAAUUCCAUGAACUCCAGGCAACAAAAUCCAGUGAGUGGUGCAAGUGGUGCAUACUCAGGAAAUGCUGUCCAAAUGCCUUCACCAAAUUCUUCAAGUACAAUGCCUCAGCCUCAAUCCAGCUCUUCUCAGUUCCAAUCUCCAACACCAUCGUCAUCCAACAAUCCACCACAAGGUUCACACAGUGGCUUAUCAUCAGUACAACACAUGAACUCAGCAAAUUCCCCAAAAAUCCCAAUGCAGCAACCAGCUCAUUCAAAUGACGUGGAUGCUAAUGACUCCCAGAGUUCUGUGCAAAAGAUUAUACAUGAAAUGAUGAUGUCUUCACAGCUCGGUGGUGGUGGCUUGGUAGGAAGUGGUACUAUUGGAAAUGAUAUAAAAAAUGUACAUGGGAUGUUGGCGACAAGUAAUAAUUCCAUUCUUAAUGGAAGCAAUUGCCUUGUUAGGAAUGGGACAGCCAAUGCUAAUAGUAUAGGUGUUGGUGCUGGAUUUGGGAGUAUGAACAAUAGACCGGGCCAAGCUGCAAUGGUUAAUGGAAUUCGAGCUGCAUUGGGUAAUAACCCUUCGGCCAUGAAUGGGCUAGUGGGCAUGACAACGGCACGAGAGCGAAGUAUGAGUCAACAGCAACAAGAUCUGGGAAACCAACUGCUUAGUGGUCUAGAAGCAGUCAAUGGUUUUAACAACCUUCAGUUCGACUGGAAAACAUCUCCCUAAAAGGUUCAAGUUGGCAAUUAUUAGUCUAUAUUCUGCUGCUUGUGCUGCAAAGAUAGUUUGAGGAGUUUGCCUCGCAUGAUGAGAGUAGCCAUGGUUGCUGAAGCAGAUGUGGUUUCAAAGCUUGCCUCUUCUGUGGUGAUUUGAAAGAGGACCACAUAUAGCGUGGCAUCUUAGCAGCUGAAUGUUAUCUCAUGCGAGAUUGCAUACUCUAUUCUAACUCGACUUUGCCUGGUUUAUCACAGCUGCUUUAACAGCCUUGAAUGGGACAUUCAUGUGAACCGCUGCAUGCAAUCUAUUUAUACCAUGGUGAGGCAUUUGUAACUACAUAGUGGCGAGCUAUUGACCCUAUCGUGCUGCAUCUCUGCCACCACUCCAGAGCACACGGGUGUAUAUAGUCGGGACUCGGGGUUCUGUUGUAGAACUUCCAGGAGCUGCUCGGAGUGGCACCGGUGCAAUCAUCAUUUCUUCUCUCCUUUCUACUCAUCUUUCUGUUAGGCUUAUUUGGAGUGGAUUGGCGGUGAAAAAAAAAUUAGGAUGAGACUUGGAAAGAAUUGAAGUAAAUCCUUUACUGUGGAGUACCUCAGAAGGAAUUGAUUUGGCACUGGAGUUAUCAUAGGGUCAUACUUAGAAGUAUUUCUAUUAGCCUGUUAGAUUUGGAAAUGAUAGCUUGGUCUUCACCCAUACAGAUCUUUGUUCUAAUUGCUUGACAAAGUAUAGAGAGCCAAUUGCUCAUGUUUUUGCCAGGGAAAAAACAACUCGUGAUGGGGUUGUCUAUGCUCUUGUUGCCCCAAUCCGCAACUUGUCUCUGUUGUUAUUGGCUCUCUCGAGUAAACUCUCGCCCCUAUUGCAGCUGCAACUCUAGCCCUUUGAAGAUCUUAUUCCUAGUUCUUUCUCAAUUCAGAUGAGUAAAGAUUGCUUGGGAUAAUUGAGAGUAACUCUACCUUAACACUUUACCAGGUUAACAAAUACUUGUAAGAAUUAAACGUUGCACCCAAUUGCUUCAGUUAUAGGUGGUCCAAACAUGGACCUGCUAGAUUCAAUUUCUAUAAAAACAAGAUAGAAAGACUAUCCUCUUUUGUUCUUCAGCUUAGGACGAUCUCUUAUGUAGUGACUCUAGUCUCAACAUUUAACACGUAGUAGUAGUUCUGCUUUCUUAA